Dovyalis caffra is the source of this 1566-nucleotide messenger RNA. The record is from the annotation of a GenBank genome assembly. NCBI's taxonomy places the organism in Eukaryota, Viridiplantae, Streptophyta, Magnoliopsida, Malpighiales, Salicaceae.
AUGAUUGCUUACUUGGAGAGAUGUAUCCACGAGAACGAUAGCGAAUCCAGACCAAACGAUGACGAGAAAGACCAGCUUCCAAAUAUAUGUCACUCUCUAGACCUCCAAGGCACCAUCGAUUGUGUGGCUACCGGUUUAGCCAGUAAAGAUUUCGGCGGCAUGUACACAUGCAAUCCUCUAGCUCUAAUCAGACCUGCAAGUCCCGAUGACGUGGCACGCGUCGUUAAAGCAGCUUACCGGUCACCCAAUUUGACGGUUGCGGCAAGAGGUAAUGGACACUCAAUCAACGGGCAAGCCAUGAGCGACCGAGGACUUGUCAUGGACAUGAGGUCCACGGGAGGAAACCUUUUUGAGGUUGUAAGAAUCAAUGGGGAAACCUUCGUUGAUGUGUCGGGAGGGGCAUUAUGGGAAGAUGUGUUGAAACAAUGCGUUUUGGAGUAUAAACUAGCUCCAAGGUCAUGGACUGAUUACCUUGGUUUAACGGUCGGUGGCACGUUAUCUAACGCCGGUGUAAGCGGACAGGCUUAUCGGUUUGGUCCACAAACGAGCAACGUAGCAGAGUUGGAUGUUGUUACUGGUAAAGGAGAAGUAAUGACUUGCAAUAAAAAUGAAAACAGUGAAUUGUUUUUUGGUGCACUUGGUGGUCUUGGCCAGUUUGGUAUCAUUACCAGAGCUAGAGUUUUGGUCCAGUCAGCUCCAGACAUGGUGAGAUGGAUAAGGGUGGUUUACACUGAGUUUGAAGACUUUACUCGGGAUGCCGAGUGGCUGGUGACUCGGCCAGAGGGAGAGUCAUUCGAUUAUAUUGAAGGGUUCGUGUUUGUGAACAGUAUCGAUGACCCUGCAAAUGGGUGGCCAUCUGUACCGUUAGACCCGGAUCAAGGGUUCGAUCCAAGCCGUAUCCCUCGAACCUCUGGCUCCGUUCUUUACUGCCUUGAAGUAGCUCUGCAUUACCAAAAGACUGACCACCCCUCCACGGUGGACAAGGCUGUAAACAGCUUGCUUGGACAGCUAGGAUUUAACGAGGAUGUGAAAUUCCAAGUGGAUGUGAGCUACGUGGGGUUUUUGUUGCGUGUGAAGCAUGCAGAGGAAUCUGCUAGAGCAAAUGGAAUCUGGGACGCUCCUCACCCUUGGUUGAAUAUGCUGGUGUCCAAGAGGGACAUAGCUGAUUUUGAUCGUGUGGUGUUCAAGAGGAUGUUGAAAGAAGGUGUUGGUGGGCCCAUGCUAGUCUACCCUCUACUGCGAAGCAAGUGGGACAGCCGGACAUCUGUGGCAUUACCAGCAGAAGGGGAAAUCUUUUACUUAGUGGCAUUGCUCCGAUUCACCAUGCCAUACCCAAAGGGCCCUUCUACCGAAAAAUUGGUGUCUCAAAACAAAGAGAUUGUCCAAUUUUGUGUGAAGGAAGGUUUCGAUUUCAAAUUAUACCUUCCUCACUACCAAUCUGAAGAGGAAUGGAAAAGACACUUUGGAAAUCAAUGGUCGAGAUUUGUUAAGAGGAAGGACAGUUUUGAUCCCAUGGCCAUCCUUGCACCAGGGCAAAAAAUUUUUAAGAGGAUCUCCCAAUCCUAG